AUGUCUGGACCACCUCAUAAGAAGCUGUCUGGUACAGGUUUCAAAAGGAAACGGACACUUAGAGAAGAAGAGGAACAAAAAACAGCUCAUUCAUUAAACAAAUUCUUCAAUGUUGACCAGAAGCAGAAAGCCACACAAUCUAAUGACGAACCAGAUUGUGAAGUUGAAGAGAAUCCUGUGCAGAUGGAUAGCGAUGAAGGACCUUCAACAACCAUGACAGUGGAUGCUUCAACAUCAACCACUGUUUGUGAGCAAUCUGUUGAAGAAAAAAGUGACACAGAUAUUGAAGAAGUGAACUCUCCAAAAUCACCUGAACUACAAGAAAAAGAUCACUGCAUUACCACUGGAUUUCUUAGAUCCAGCAGACUGGCCAGAUGUCAUCUCUACCUCAUUUUGGGAUACCAUCGUAAUGAAGGGGCCUGCAAAGCCAAAUGA
Messenger RNA from Pelobates cultripes (western spadefoot toad), 435 nucleotides. The record is from the annotation of a GenBank genome assembly. Lineage: Eukaryota; Metazoa; Chordata; Amphibia; Anura; Pelobatidae.